Messenger RNA from Fusarium odoratissimum NRRL 54006, 2933 nucleotides. RefSeq lists its product as uncharacterized. The record is from RefSeq and is a predicted model, not a curated record. Gene Ontology annotation, molecular function: phosphoprotein phosphatase activity. NCBI's taxonomy places the organism in Eukaryota, Fungi, Ascomycota, Sordariomycetes, Hypocreales, Nectriaceae. Gene Ontology annotation, cellular component: cytoplasm. Bases 914 to 2443 code for a protein of 509 amino acids. The transcript has 4 exons.
CAAAAUAAUAACCAUAUUCAAGUAAAAGAUUCUCUAGACAUUAAAGAGCCACAAACUCAAAUACUCCCCUGCAACCCGAGAUCCGGAUCCUUAACCGGGCGCUCCACACUUGAUAGAACUACCUUACAGUACCCUUUUUUUUGACGGUUCACCAGGGGAAAGAUCGAGUAUCACAAUUGAAUGAUUUCUUGGCUUUUGGCCCUUUUUUACGGUCAGGAAGGUGCGGGAUAGCUUGGUUCCUUCUUUUCCGUGUUACGGUGAAUGUCAGGUGUUUUGUUUUGCUCUUCUUGGCUCUAUCUCGCUACUUCUCUCGUAAAAUAGUGUCGCCUUGCGUUGCCACUUGUUCCAUCAACAACCAACAUUGUUAGUGUUAACACGGACGGACUGUCCCCUCCCGUCCCCACGAUUUGUCUGUCGAUCGCAUCAUCAAUCUACCAUUCAAUUCAUAUCGACAUUUAUAACCACUACCUCUCAACUUACAGAGAACACCCUCGCGACCGUUGCAAUAGCUUCAACCUGAUCGAGAGACGCGCGCGCAUUAUUCCCAUCAUAUCCAUUACCGACUUGGCCCCACGAAUCAUGCAAUAGGACCCCCGAUCCGACCCCUUAGAAGAUGCGAAAAGUUCGGCCUGCCAUUAAACUCCCGAAUGCCCGUUUCGAACGCCGUUAUCUGGACGUUCAUACUUGAAGUGGCCUGAAUAUUCUACUUGGAUACAUUCAGAGCGAUUCUUAUCAGCCUGUUGACCUCUCAUAAUUAAAACAUCAUGACUCGAAGAAUUGCUGUUGACUAACCAUAUUCCAUCACUAGGUUCGAACAGCUGCUCAGCUCGCUGGCGCUGCCAUUUUCACCUUUCUAGUUAUCGCCUUCCUCGACCGCAAUUAUCGUGUCCUCCCCAAUUCGAUCCAUAGUUAUAUGCCCUCCCACCACCCCGGACUGGUCGUCACCGAUGUCACAAUAGUCACUUGCUCGAGCGUUAACCCCUUCUCCUCAUGCGACCUCGGCAAAGAAUGGCACCGAAUCGAUAAGGAGCUGUAUCUCGGCAAGACAUGGACUACGAGCGCAUACAUGUACAUCAUGCGAAAGCAUGAGGGGGAUCUUACUGCGGACGAUCGUGUUGUUGUGGAUGUUGCGGUCGGCAGGCUCCAACCUCAACCCAAGGGAGAAACGGACGACUCAUGGGAAUCUCGUCCAUCGGGUAUCUGGAUCAAGCGCUCAGCUAAGAAGAAAGCCAGCGAUUCAAAGCAGGCGGUGACGGAUCUCGAUGUUCUUUUCGGAGAUGAUGCUGUUGAAGCAAGAGACGGAUAUGCUGUGACGGGAACACCUUUGCUCCUCAACACGGGUGGUAGCCUUCUCUCUGUCCAGCUAAGCGUGCGCCGAGGUCCUCCACGAGAGGUCAAGAAGCCAACGCCCAGGAUCCGCAAUGAUGGUCGAUACAAGAUUAUGCAGAUCGGUGAUCUGCAUCUCAGUACAGGAGUUGGUGUUUGUCGCGAGGCAGUUCCCGAUUCUUACAACGGCGGUAAAUGCGAGGCCGAUCCUAGGACACUGGAGUUUGUUAGCCGAGUCCUUGACGACGAGAAGCCCGAUCUGGUAGUCUUGAGUGGCGACCAAGUCAACGGUGACACAGCACCAGAUGCACCCACUGCCAUGUUCAAGAUCAUCUCGCUCCUGAUAGAGCGAAAGAUCCCUUAUGCUGCCAUUUUCGGUAACCACGACGACGAACAAACCAUGUCUCGUGAGGCUCAGAUGGCCAUUAUGGAGACUCUUCCUUAUUCUCUUUCCAUUGCUGGGCCAGCUGAUAUCGAGGGUGUUGGGAAUUACUAUAUCGAAGUCCUGGCCCGUGGAAAGACGGAUCAUUCUGCUCUGACCAUCUAUCUUCUCGAUACGCACGCCUACACGCCCGAUGAGCGCAACUUUCCUGGUUACGACUGGGUUAAACCUAACCAAAUAGAAUGGUUCAAGAAGACUGCUGCUGGUCUCAAGAAGAAUCACAACGAGUACACUGGCCGGCAUAUGGACAUCGCUUUCAUUCAUAUUCCCUUGACAGAGUAUGCUAACCCGGAACUACCCCGUGUCGGUGACUGGAAAGAAGGAGUAACUGCCCCAAUAUAUAACUCUGGUUUCCGUGAUGCCCUUGUAGAGCAGGGUGUCCUUAUGGUCAGCGCAGGACAUGAUCACUGCAAUGACUACUGUUCCCUAUCUUUGAUGGGUGAAGGCGAGACCAAGGUCCCAGCCAUGUGGAUGUGCUACGCUGGUGGCUCUGGCUUCGGCGGUUACGCCGGCUACGGUGGUUACCAUCGCCGAGUACGCUUGUUUGAAGUCGAUACAAACGAGGCUCGUAUCAAGACUUGGAAACGUCUCGAAUACGGAGACAUAGCUGCCCGUAUACACGAACAGAUUAUCGUCGAUGGCGGUAAACCUCAACCUAUCACUCCCGUCUCAUGAGCUUACGACGCUCUACAUUUAUGGGGCAAAGUCCCCCUUCUGAACUUAUUGUAUUCGUGUUUUGGGAUGAUGAGCUGCCACGCGUCUAUAGAACGGUGUGGUCCUUUUUCGUUUACAAAAAAGACGGGUCGGUCAUUGGACAACAUCAAGGAGCAUGUUUGAACAUGGGGUUUCUUGUAUAACAAUUAAAAUAUCCCACUUCUCAUUGCAUACAGCAGCAAACAGAGUUAACGACGGCAUUAUAUAGUCUCGGGAUGGGGAACGGAGUUGAUUUGGUCGACUAAAUACUACGUAUGAGUCUUGAACUCAUUUUCAUGGUUUAUUCUAUACCAGCCUUUUACAGUAUUGUGAUCCAUGAUGAUUUCGGCUGGAGUGUAGCAAGCAACCCUAAGUAAUGGAGUUGAUAAUAACUUGUGAUGUCUUGAACAGUUCACAUCGGACAGAGUUGUGUAAAUAUAAUUCAAUUGUCAUCCACUAUAUACUUCUCUCC